AUGAAGGUAUUAUUAAUAAUAAAGAUUAUAAUAGAUGAAGUUUAUUUUCAAAAUAAUCUACCCUCUUUUUUGUUCUGUUUAUGUUUCCUGCUUAAAUAACUCAACAUAAUUUUAACUAGCUGAAUUACCGUAACUUUAUUUUAUAGAAAAUGAAAGUUAUUAUUUAGAUUAAUCCAAAUUUCAAAUCCCUUUUUAAGAUAAAGAAGAUUUAUCUAGAAAACUUGAAAAUUUAUCCUCCAUAAAGUUAAUAGAAAAAUAAAAAGAAUUUAAUUUAGGUUUUGUUGAUAAUUCAACUCUAUUAACAUUGCUCAGACAUUAAUAAAAAUAUAUUGAUAUAUGUGCAUUGCAUAACGAAAUCAUCGAUUGUAAACUAAGGAUAAAUAAUACAUUAUAUAAUGAUGACAUAAUCGUAAAUGAAAUUACAUCUAAUAACUCAAUUAAUCUCCCUAGUAAAGACUGCUACAAUGCUUUUGUUAUUGAGGAUGAAUCAUUUCUUAUUCAUUGUCACAAUUCUAUCAAUUAAAUUUAAUAUUUUAUCAUAAACAACAAAAGUUAAAUAUUAGAUGAAAUCACAAUUGAUUAAUCCCUAGAUUGCAGAUUUUAAUCUAAAUUUCAAUUUAACAAAAUAUUUAUUUAUUCAAUAGAUUGUGAAGUAUCAAUACUUAUAUUAAUUGAAACAAUAAAUAAAGAUUCAAAAGUAUAGUUUAAUCAUAAUUUCAUAAAAUUGCAUGAAUAAGAUAACUAUCCAAAAUAAACCAAUUUAAUUGAUCUAAAAAUUUGCGAGUCCAAUUAAAUAUUUCUAAUUUACAAUAAUUCAAUGUUGUUGUUUAAUCUAAACAAUAAUAGGACUAUUACCUUCAAUUAUUAAUAUAAAAGAUGGCUUGGUUAUCUUGAAGAAUCAUGCUUUCCUUAUGUUUUAAAAGGAUAAUUUUCAACUAAGCAUAAUAUCGAUUAAAAUAAUCUUCUUUUAGAAAAGAAAUUAAUGAAAGAAUCAUUGCUUAAAAGAAUUCAAUAUUUUGAAAAUAUAUUCAUCUUUUAAUAUGAAAAUGAAGCUAAUUUAUUGUAUGAUGCAAUCUUAAAUUAAUAAAUUUCUAAUGUAAAACAGAUUAAUCAGUUAAACAAAUUAUCUUUUCUUGUGACUCUUGACAAGAAUAAUAAUAUUUCCAUCUAUAAACUUAUAUGCCUCACAAAAAUUAUCAAAUACUAAAAUUUUCCAUAUACUGCAAUAUUUUAGAAAAGCUUAUAUGGAUUUUAGAACAAUAUAGUCUUAUUAUACUGUCAAACCUCUUUUUAUUCUAUAGAAUUACCUUUUUAGAUACCAUAAUUAGCAAAUAUCCAGAUUACAUAAGAUUUUCUUCAUAAGAAUUCCUUCAGAGUCAAUAAAUCGUAAUUAAAUCAAAUUAUACCUACAUAUUUUGAUUUAAUAUAAGAUUUAGAUCAUAUUUUUAACGAAUAAAAUAAUGAAGCUAUAUUAACUUAUCAUAAAAAAUUACCAAUUAAAAAGAUCUUAAAAAUUAUUUCAGAUGAAAUGAACUUUUUCGUAAUUAUUUAUGAAGAUUAGAAUCAUAAAAUUUUUGUUCAUAUAAAGGGAGACAAUUUUUAAAGAAAUUUUAAUGUAAUGAAUACAACUAAUGAGAUAUCAGUAGAAUCUUUCAAAGUAGGCCUUGAUUCCAUAAUAAUAUUAUUUAUUAAAAUUAAUCAAAUAACUACCUAUAUGAUUUCCGAUAAAAAGGAUUUAAUAUACAAAGAUACUAUUAUGUCUAAAAUAAAAAUAAAAGAGUGCAAGGCUGAUCUAAAUGAAAUAAUCUGUCUCUUCUAUGAUAAUACUAUCGGAAUAUAUUCGACUAAUAUUUGGUCUGAAUAUUUCUAGACAUAAAAAAAAGAUCUUCAAGAUUUUUGGUUUAAAGUUAAAGAAAACAAAUUUGAAGAUUUUAGAGUACCAUACUUGUACAUUAACUACGAGAAUAAUUAUGUAGAAAUUAAACCGUUAAAACCUUAAUUAAAUAACAUCUUAAUAACAGUAACUGGUUAAAUACUUUACUCACAUAUAUUUGUACUUCAAAACAGAUUAUUGUUAAUCGUACAAAAUGAAGAUUUAAUCUAAUUACAGAAUUAUUACUUUGAAAUAAAUUAGAUAAACUUCCUUUAUAAAAUGUCAACAUAUGAAUUUCGAAUUUUAUAUCCUUUAAAAAUAAAAUUUUAUAGUAAAUUAUUCUGCAUUAUAACAACUAAAAAUGGAUAAGAUUAUUUAUUCAUUUAUGAUAUCACCUAACAAGCAAGAUCUUGCUUGAGAUAAAUUAUUAAAAUGUAUCCUAAUUACAACGAUUUUGAUCUGAUUGAUGAAACAGGCAUUUUGAGCCUACAUUUUCCAGAUAAAAUUAUUAUUAGUUAUCCAUUCAUUAUUAUCAGUAUCAAUUCAUUAAAAAAAUCUGAUUUAUCUAUAAUAGAAUCUGAAAUACAAUUUCAAGCCAAAUCCUAUAUAGAAUCCAUACCAUCAUUUUUUAGUAUCAAUUUUUAAUUGCCAAAUAUCGAUAAUAAUUUGAGAUAUAAAUUUAAUGCUGAAUAAUAAUAAAGGCUAUUUGUUAAUAGUUAAAAUGAAAUUACAAAUAUAGAUUCCAUCUACGGAAGCAUAAAUAGUUUAAAUUUAAGUAAUUGGUGUAAUGGAUUUAUAUAAUUACCUAUUAAAGUUUUAAAAACAUAAUAAUUGAGCUGCUCUCAAAUUAUAUAAAAAUUUUGUUUAAUUGAUUAGAAAAUAUUAAUUUACGAUUUUUUUGAUUCUAAUGGAACUAUCCUUUUACCAGUGAAUCAAAAAAUUUUAAAUAAUUUUAAUUCUUUCUAUCAGAUCAUUCCCAUAAUAUAUAAUGACUUUAGUGGUUAAAUUGCCUUUGUUAAUAUAUUGAAUAAUCAAUCAAUAGAAUAAAGUAUAAAUGAAACCAAAUUUUAUGAAGGAGUGAAUGUGAGUUUUAUUCAUUAUAAAUUUUAAUCUAUAAAUACUGAUAACAGUUUGAUUAUUUUAUAUAGUGAUAACAUGGUUUAAAUAUAUUCAUUAAUAGGAAAUGAAAAAAAUUUAUCUUAUUAAUUAGACUGUUAAAUACAUUUUGAAUAGAUGAUUUAAAUAGAAUAUUUGUNA
Messenger RNA from Paramecium sonneborni, 3130 nucleotides. NCBI's taxonomy places the organism in Eukaryota, Ciliophora, Oligohymenophorea, Peniculida, Parameciidae. The record is from the annotation of a GenBank genome assembly.